This is a messenger RNA of Pseudocercospora fijiensis CIRAD86, 879 nucleotides long. RefSeq lists its product as uncharacterized. The transcript has 3 exons. The record is from RefSeq and is a predicted model, not a curated record. Gene Ontology annotation, biological process: translation. Lineage: Eukaryota; Fungi; Ascomycota; Dothideomycetes; Mycosphaerellales; Mycosphaerellaceae. Bases 1 to 879 code for a protein of 292 amino acids. Gene Ontology annotation, molecular function: structural constituent of ribosome. Gene Ontology annotation, cellular component: mitochondrial large ribosomal subunit.
AUGCCACCUCGACUGCAGCUACUGCGUCGAGCAGCAGUGUCGAUUCCGAAGCAACCAAUAUAUCAGCCAUUGGCACCCUUCCUCUACCCGUCUCUGAACCAGCAGCGCUCCGCCUCGAUUCUCUCCUCACUGUCAGACAACAAGGGCGCAUACAACAAGCGCAUCCGGCGAGGUCGCGGACCUGCCAGCGGAAAGGGAAAGACAUCAGGACGUGGUCACAAGGGUCAGAAGCAGCAUGGAAAGGUCCCUGCGGGUAUGAAUGGAGGUCAGACGCCAGAUUGGGUCGUGGCUGGCAAACGAGGCUUCAAGAACCACUUCUCCGUGGACAUGACCAAGGUGAACCUCAAUCGCAUACAGGACUGGAUCAAUCAGGGUCGACUAGACCCAACACAGCCCAUCACUCUGAAAGAACUUAACAACUCACGCUGUGUUCAUGGCGUCAAGGACGGCGUCAAGCUACUUGCGCGCGGCAAGGAGGAGCUCACAACGCCCAUCAACAUCAUAGUUUCACGCGCGAGCGCCGAAGCAAUAAACACAGUCGAAAAGCUCGGCGGCACUGUGACGACGAGAUACUAUACCAAUUUCGCCAUCAAGAGAAUCCUCGAGGAGAAGAUGGAUCCAAUCCACAGCAUUCAAUCGCGCAUAACUAUGGACGCGAAGAAGUACAAAUUCAGGUUGCCAGAUCCGACAAGCAGAAAAGAUCUAGAAUACUACCGCGACUCGGCGCAUAGAGGGUAUCUCAGCCAUUUGGUAGAGCCUGGUCAUGGACCAAGUUUGUUCUUCAGAACACCUGGAAUGGCCAGUAAGCUGGGUGCUGGCAAGAAGCAGGCUGGGAAGAAAGUCUCGUCACAGCAGAAGAGCAGUGACCGUUUAUGGUAG